AUGUCCUUUCCAUCAUCACAUUUAAUCUACCAUCCAAUCCUUGCUAACAAUAAUACUAACGGCCAACAAGUACCAAUGCCACAACAUCAACAACAACUUCCAAACCUCCACAAUAUUUUCCAACCAGCACAACAACAACCAAAGCCUAUUCACGUUAAGGUUUUAGUGUUUGAAACCAAGAAGGAAGAUCUCUCUGCUUUGGAAACUUUAAAGCCAACUUCUAUUCGUAGAGGUGAAAGAGUAUUGACAAAUUAUGCUGACUUGACUAGAUAUUUGACUGAAAAGUGUGGUUUAACUCUCGAAAAUGCUUUAAUUCGUUAUCAAGACGAUGAAAAUCACUGGGUUGAUAUUUCUAGUGAUGAAGAACUUGCUUAUGGUAUUCAACUUUGUAGAGAAAGUAGAACAAGUGCUAUUAGAUCAGUUUUUAGAAUUGCUGUCAUCUUGUUGAAGAAGGAAGAAGAAAAACCAAGGCAACCAGAAGAAGAAAAACGUGAAUGUCCAUAUUGGAAAGGUAGAAGACAAGGUGGUUGUCCAUUUAGAAGACCAAGACACCAUCCUCUUCCAGAAAAUCAUCCACAUUGUCCAUUCAUGUUCAAAAAGACUAUGGACGGUGAUAAUGUUCUUGAAGUUGAUAUUGAUGUUGAACAAUUGAAGAAUGGAUUGAACGUUAAUGAUUUUGUCAGAGAAAAUAUUGACAAGGUUCAAGUCCCACACUUUGGUGUCACUUGUGAUGGUUGUGGAAAGUAUGCUUUUGUUGGAAAGAGAUUCAAGUGUGAUGACUGUGAUGAUUUUGACUUUUGUGAAGAUUGUUUUGCAUCUGAAACUGUUAGAAAUGCUCACUUUGGUGGUUCUCACUCAUUCACUGAACAACAACCUAGAUCAGCUUGUUUCUUGAGAAAUAUCUUUGGUGCUGAAAAGAAGGAAGAAGAAACUGUUAUUGAUAACCAAUUAUAUGAAGAACAACCAGUUGUUGUUGAAGAACCUGUCGAAGAACCUGUUGUUGUAGAAGAACCUGUUAUUGUUCCUGAACCAGUGAAUGUUUACCAAGUUCCUCAUCCAUUGAACCCAAUUCAACAACCAAUUGUUGAAGAACCAGUUGUUGUAGUCCAAGAACCAAUUGUUCAACCACAACCAACACUUUACCAAACUGAGCUCGCAUUGUUGAGAGACAUGGGAUUUGUUGAUGAAGUUUCCAAUUUAAUUUUGUUGAAUAAGUAUAAUGGUGAUCUUCAAAGAGUCAUUGUUGAUUUGAUUCACUAAAUUACUGAAUUGAAAACCAUGUAAAUCUAACUGUAUAUAAACUUGUAAUUUAAUCCAUUAAAUAAGGUGUUAGUCUU
Messenger RNA from Naegleria gruberi, 1337 nucleotides. RefSeq lists its product as uncharacterized. Bases 1 to 1260 code for a protein of 419 amino acids. Lineage: Eukaryota; Heterolobosea; Eutetramitea; Acrasida; Naegleriidae. Gene Ontology annotation, molecular function: zinc ion binding; protein binding. The transcript has a single exon. The record is from RefSeq and is a predicted model, not a curated record.